Molecule: messenger RNA, 3920 nt
Organism: Didymella exigua CBS 183.55
Lineage: Eukaryota; Fungi; Ascomycota; Dothideomycetes; Pleosporales; Didymellaceae
Product: vacuolar protein-sorting protein bro1
Exons: 4
Coding region: 467-3442 (991 amino acids)
Biological process (GO): protein transport to vacuole involved in ubiquitin-dependent protein catabolic process via the multivesicular body sorting pathway
Cellular component (GO): endosome
Molecular function (GO): protein binding
Source: RefSeq, a predicted model, not a curated record
GUAGACUGCAUGGUUUGGGUGUGGGCGUGCUUAUGCGUGUGAGGUGCAGCGGCCCAUGUGGUGACCGUCCGCGUGUGUAACCCCUCCCAGCCCACCAGAGUUCCAUCAUCAACACUCGUGAACCUCACCGCCACUGCGCGACAUUGCUAUACCUCGAGGCUCUCCCUGGGACCCCUGAUUGAACAAGUGAAGGAUUUCACGAAAACGUAUGCAGUGCCACGAGAGACACGCCAGCUGGUGAAUAGCACGACUUGGCCACGCUAUCCUUGUAACCUCCGUCAUCCCGCUGGGCUAUCGAUUGAUGCCGUCGACGCGACCCACGCCCACGCGCCUACCGUAACAUCAUCUUUUGCAUAGCGUACUCGACACCCUCAUUGCAUACUUGCAGCGCGAUUGCACACCUCGCUCCAUCAUACCUCUUACCAAAUCCAAUCCAAUUGCCGCGCACGCUGCGCCAGGCAGCGCCAUGGCAACCCAAAUACCCAUGAUCUCGGUGCCGCUGAAGCAGACCAACGAGAUUGAUUGGGUCCAACCACUGAAGGGCUACAUACGGCAGACCUACGGCGAUGACCCGGAGCGCUACGCCGAAGAAUGCGCGACUCUCAAUCGAUUACGGCAGGACAUGCGGGGCGCAGGGAAGGACAGUGCGGCGGGAAGAGACCUGUUGUACAGAUACUACGGGCAGCUGGAGCUGCUAGACCUGCGGUUCCCGGUCGACGAGAACCACAUCAAGAUCAGCUUCACAUGGUUCGACGCAUUUACACACAAGCCCACGUCCCAAUACUCCCUCGCCUACGAGAAAGCUAGCAUCAUCUUCAACAUCUCCGCCGUCCUGUCGUGCCACGCCGCGCACCAGAAUCGCCAUGAGGAAGUCGGGCUCAAGACCGCGUACCACUCGUUCCAGGCCAGUGCGGGCAUGUUCACGUACAUCAACGAGAAUUUUCUGCACGCACCGAGCCAGGAUUUGGGUAGAGAGACGGUCAGAUGUCUGAUCAGCAUAAUGCUGGCGCAGGCGCAGGAAGUCUUUCUCGAGAAGCAGAUUGUGGACGGGAAGAAGGUUGGCUUGCUGGCAAAGUUGGCGAGCCAGGCGGCGUUCUUGUACACGCAGGCUACCGAGGGCGCGCAGGAGAAUGUUACCAGUGCGGUAUUUGAGAAAGUGUGGCUGCUGGUCGUUCAGGUGAAGGCAAACUACAUGGCCUCGCUGGCGCAGUACUACCAAGCGCUGGCCGACGACGACGCAAACUCACACGGCGUAGCAAUCUGCAGACUGCAAGUCGCGGAGGCGAGUGCUCGAGAUGCCAAUCGCCAGGCGAUUAGCUUCCCCAACUCGGCGCCCGCAAACUCGAAUUUGACGAACGAAACGCAUGGCAUCUUGGCGGAGAUGACAAAGAAGCACCUAGCAAAUGUGCAAGAUAAGUUGAAGGAGUUCAUGAAGGAUAACGACUUCAUCUACCACCAGGGCAUUCCCAACGAGGCUUCGUUGACGGCGAUACCGAAGCUUCCUGCGGCGAAGGCGAUACCUGUUAGCGAGCUGUACCAAGGUCAGGACAUCCAGAGGAUCAUUGGUCCGGACAUCUUCCAGAAGAUCGUGCCCCUGGCGGUGACAGAGUCCGCCAGUUUGUACGACGAGGAGAAGGCAAAGCUGAUCCGUGCCGAGAGUGAAAGAGUAGAAGUUGCAAACGACGAGAUGGCGGCGAGUCUUGAUUAUCUAAAGCUACCAGACAGCUUGAACGUGCUGCGAGGUGGCAUGGACCAAGACAUGAUGGUGGACUCAGACUUCCGGAAGUGGUGUGAGGAUCUUGCAGGACACCAAUCGUUUUCCUCAGCAUUUGACCAACUCAACCGUGAUAAAUCGGAGAUCACUGGCCAGCUUGACGGAAGUAUGAAGCAGCUGGACAUGGAAGAGAGUGUUUGCGAGAAGAUGAGGAGCAAGUAUGGCGCAGAAUGGACGCAGCAGCCCAGCUCGAGACUCACAGCGACACUACGAAGCGACAUCAGGAACUAUUGCGGCGCCGUUGAAGAAGCGAGCACAAGCGAUGCACAGUUGUACAAUACGUUCAGGCAAUGCGAGGCGGACUUCGAUGAGAUGCGCUCAGCAGGCGAGACGGACGAGGCGGAUGUGCUGUACCAGAGGGCUAUGAUCAAGGCGGGUGCGCAGAAGGGCAAGAGUCCUGGGCCCGCCCAGGGUAACCUCAUCGAUGAUGACUUUGACGAUGGCCCGACAGUGGCAGAUCAGAUUGCGGCUGUGGAGGACUUGCUGCGGAAGCUGAACCUCGUCAAGAAGGAGCGAGCGCAGAUUUUGCUCGAUCUCAAAGGCAAGGUCCACUCUGACGACAUCUCAAAUGUUCUCAUCCUCAACAAGAAAGCGAUCGCGAACCAGGAGUCGCAACUCUUCAAAGCUGAGCUUGAGAAGUUUAGACCGCACCAGAACCGCAUCCUACAAGCCAACCACAAGCAAGCAUCGCUACUCAAGGAGCUUACGCGGACGUAUUCAGAUCUCCUGAAGGAUAAGCGCGUGAGGUCUGAGCAAAGUAAAUACGAGGCCUUUUCGAGACAGCGGAACACUGUCAUGACCAAAUACCGGCGGAUCAACCAGAACUUCAACGAUCUCGUCGCCGGCCUGCAACGCGCACAGCAGUUCUACUCGGACAUGAAGGACACAGUUUCAAGUCUGCAAAAGAACGUCGAGACCUUUGUCAACAACCGAAGAUCCGAAGGCGGCCAGCUCCUUGCCCGCAUCGAGCAAGGCAAGUCCUCCGGCGCAGACCAAGAACAACAGCGUCUCAAGGACCUGAUGGAGCGCAUGUCCAUGGAGCCUUCCGGCUCACCAGUCUCAACCGGCAGCGGCGGACGUAAGAAAUCCGUCCCGCCACCCCUCUCCUCAACACCCGGCUACCCAUCCACAUCCUCCGCAGGCCACAUGGCGUACAACCCCGCGGCCUCACCCCCAGUAACACCACGCUACCCACCCACAACCCAACAACCCUUCAUGUCGCCCCAGCAAUCUUACACCAACCAAGCACCACAGUCCUUCCAACCCCCGCCACCCCGCCGGGAGUCGUACCAGCAGCAGCAGUACGCCCACCAGCCGCAGUCAAGCCAAUCUUACAACCCAGCACAACACCAGUACAACCCCGUAAGUCCGCCGGCGCACCAACAGUUCUUCUCCCCGCCGCCGGCGCAGCACCAGCAGCAUCAGCCCUGGGGCCAGCCUCCCCAACAGCAGCAGAAUCAGUGGGGCCAGAAUGUGCCGCAGGGAUAUGUGCCGCCGCCGCCGCCGCCGGGUCCGCCGCCGCAGCAGGAGUAUGGCCAUUUCAGCCAGGGGGCGUAUCCGGGGGGGCCGGGUGGGUAUGCGCAGAGUGGACGGCCGGGACAGGCGCAGGCGCAGCAGCAGCAGCAGGGUGGGAAUGAUCCGUGGGCAGGGUUGAGUGGGUGGAAAUAAGUGAGCAUAGAGUAUUUGGAUUGGGGGUAAGAUAUAUGGUCGCAAGGCUGUUGGCAUAUGGAGGGCUGAGGUGAGGUGGGGUGAGGUGUAGAUAGUGAACGACAAUGGGAGUUGGACGCAAAGAACUUCCCGCCAUGAUAGUUACGUGCUUGCACAUGUCAAGCAACCAGUCUUGAUUCUCGCACCGAUGCUUUUCUGGCUUUCCGCCGAGACGUUUUAUCCAGACGCAACUGUCGGGCACUACUUGGGCGCAGCAAGCGCAAGCCCGAAAGCAUGGGAAUGAAUCUUGCGUGCAUCGAGUGUGGAAAGGCAGACCAAGAGUUUCAGCAUAGACAAGGGUGGAGAUGCAGGUUACAGGGGCGUGCGAGUACCUCGGAAGAUGCAACGAGCAGAAGUGUAGUAUACCAGUGCUUCACCGGAUGGAGUCUAUGCACGCCAUCCAGUGUCAAAGUAGAGCCAGACAAUUAAGCAUUACCAC